AUGGCUAGCAAGGUAGGGGAAAUGCGCCAGGAGGAUGCAGGUGAUGAAUGCUUGUAUGAAAGCUUUCCUGAACUUCCUUUGGAGGAAGUGCCAGAAGCUGAUGGAGAAGCUGCAAAUGUCCAGUGUCCAACAUCCCUCAGCAUUCAAGAGCCGUCUUCUCCAGCAACCUCCAGUGAAGCUUUCACACCAAAGGAGAGCUCUCCUUACAAGGCUCCAAUAUAUAUUCCUGAUGACAUUCCCAUUCCUUCAGAGUUUGAGCUGCGAGAAUCCAACAUUCCUGGAGCAGGAUUAGGGAUAUGGACCAAAAGGAAGAUUGAAGUAGGGGAAAAGUUUGGCCCUUUUGUAGGAGAGCAGAGGCCACACCUUAAAGAUCCCAGUUACGGUUGGGAGGGUUUCUGAUAAGGGGAGAAGUGCUUCGUUUGCAUGACUCUCCAGGGGCACGACUGACCUUUGGAUAGCGG
Struthio camelus australis is the source of this 461-nucleotide messenger RNA. The record is from RefSeq and is a predicted model, not a curated record. NCBI's taxonomy places the organism in Eukaryota, Metazoa, Chordata, Aves, Struthioniformes, Struthionidae.